Messenger RNA from Planococcus citri (citrus mealybug), 1354 nucleotides. Its product is annotated as ubiquitin-like protein 7. The record is from RefSeq and is a predicted model, not a curated record. NCBI's taxonomy places the organism in Eukaryota, Metazoa, Arthropoda, Insecta, Hemiptera, Pseudococcidae. Gene Ontology annotation, molecular function: polyubiquitin modification-dependent protein binding. The transcript has 8 exons. Gene Ontology annotation, cellular component: cytosol. Gene Ontology annotation, biological process: ubiquitin-dependent protein catabolic process. The coding region runs from base 154 to 1173 and encodes 339 amino acids.
UAAGAAUGACUUAUCAAAAAUUCAAACUUCUCUUCUUUUUGCAAAAUUUCAAUUUCAAUGUAAUUUGAACAAUAAGACAGACCAUAAGAACUAAAAGUAACGUUUUCAAAAGAUAAUCGCAAUUGAGUGUCACAAAAAAUUUGACAUUUCAACAUGUACUUAAAUCUUGGCGUAUGUAUGCUUUUAAAAGACUUCAAAAUUACUCGUGUUGAAAAUGUAAAUUUCGAUUCAACGGUAGAGGAUUUCAAAACGAAAGUGGCCGAAGAAGUAAAUUUUCUCAAAGAAAACAUCGAACUCGUAUUCAGUGGGUUACCUCUGUCCGAUUCUUCUACACUGAAAGAUUGUGGUUUAAGAGAAGGAUACGUUGUUCAUGUCUUCCAGAAAAAAGAAAAAGAAGCUGCUCCACCUCCACUUACGGUACCAGAAUCUGAUUUCUUGGAUUUAGUUCACGUGUUUCGAGUAUUGUCAACGAGAAAUGCAUAUCGACGCGUUCUACAAAAACUCAAUAAACCAGAAGUAUUGGAAAAUAUCAUCUCUACAACUCCUGGUCUUCGUGAAGAUUCGACUGCGCUGGUGAUUCUGCAGCAUCCAGAAUUAUUAGCCAAGUUGGGAGAUUCUAACGCAGUACGAAAAGUAAUCGAAGAACACCCUACAUUGGCCAGUGCUGCUCGAAAUUUAGUAGCUGCUGUUCAAAAUGAUAUGCUUACAUCGUCAUCGGCGUCCGCUUCGUCUUCCGUAAAUAAUUCCAGUAAUAAUGUAUCUUUUGUCGUCGGCAGCGAUGACGAAGAAAUGGAAGGCUUAGAACGUGGUUCCGAAAACGAAGACGCCGAGCAUCCUGUAAAUGUGAUAACCACUUCGCAAGUUGCUGCAGCUUUGGCCAAUACUAACGUCAGAGCCAAUCCAGGAAGUGCUAGUUCCAGUAUUACUCCAGAAAUGAUGUCUGCCGCGGUACAGCAAGCGAUUGCCUCUACUAGUUCGAGACCAACGUCAACGCCAACGCCAACGCCUGAAGCUAAUACAGAUAGUGUCGUUACGAUUACCAAAUUAGAAGAAUUGAGAAAACUAGGAUUUGUCAACGAUGCUGUGAACAUACAAGCUUUGCAACUAUCGAAUGGCGAUUUAGAAGCGGCUGUGAAUUUAAUUCUAAGUGGACUGAUGAAUGAUGAAAGUUAAAGUGUUGUAUAAUGAUUUAAUCCCAAGUCUUUUUUCUUUUCUGAAAUCUCCAAGUUUGAAGUUUUUUUUUUUAAAUGUCUUGUUUCUUCCUAGAGUUAAAUCAUGAACAUGAUACGUGUGGUAUAAUUUAAUUUAAUAAUUUUUUGUUACUUUCAACUACAAAAUAAAGUGAUCGCAUUAA